Messenger RNA from Columba livia (rock pigeon), 5573 nucleotides. RefSeq names its product nuclear transcription factor Y subunit alpha (gene NFYA). Bases 1977 to 3017 code for a protein of 346 amino acids. Gene Ontology annotation, biological process: regulation of transcription by RNA polymerase II. The transcript has 10 exons. The record is from RefSeq and is a predicted model, not a curated record. Gene Ontology annotation, molecular function: DNA-binding transcription factor activity, RNA polymerase II-specific; DNA binding. Lineage: Eukaryota; Metazoa; Chordata; Aves; Columbiformes; Columbidae. Gene Ontology annotation, cellular component: CCAAT-binding factor complex.
GCAGCCCGGGCCGCCCCUUUUCCCCCUCCCCGCCUGCCCGGGCCGGGCUCUGUCCCCUCCUCCCCGGGCUUCCGUGCGGCGCCUGCGCGCCCCCGCCUGCCCCGAGCGCACCUGGGCGCCGAACGUCCCCCGCGGGCUGGGGAAACGGCCCUUGGUGCGGGUGCGGCCCGGGUCCUGCCCCUGGGCCUGGCUGAGCAUAAAAACUCCCCGACUCGCGUGUUCGAUAGGGAGAUCAGAAACAAAGUCUGGGUCCCGGGUGUUUUAUCCUGCCCAAAAGCAGGAGACGAGGCUGUGUCCUGGCUGUGCUGUGGUUUAGUUAAACCCUGCCCUUGGCUUUGAGGGGGUGUUUGUCCUCCGCCGGUGUCCGCAAGGACAGCAGUCGGGCGGCAGGUCUGCGGGGUCUGUCCUGGAAAGCUCUGCCAGUUCAGUCACGUUGUGUCUGGGUGCAAAACGUUUGAAAAUGCUGCUUUCAGCCCGGUUCAGUCCUGGCACAGCUUACCACACGAGUUCUUACUGUAGCUCAUUUGCCAAGGGAUGUAGCUUCUAUAGCCUCACAUAUAUGUAUAUACACACAUAUGAAUAGGCGUGGAUAGAACCAGAGCGGUGAGCGAUGCUGGCGCACAAGGGGCCGCGGUGGGGUCGGCGCAGGGAGGAUGCGCUGGAGCUGCAUCACUGAGCUUUGCAGUGUAAGGGUGCAGGAUCGCUGCUGCCUGGGGUCUUAACGAGGGCAAUGAGGUCAUUAACCCCUUGGGGGACUAUGAGCUGGCACUUGUACAAUCCUGUGUUUGUAAGCGGCCAGUACAGCUGGUGCGGAGCGAGGAUCACGGUGCUGCUGAUACCUUCUGUGAACAGGCCGGGUUUGGUGCCGGGCUCUGUGAAGCAGCGUUUCCGAGCAGACACGUGCCCGUGCCCGGUUACCGGUUGUGGCGUUACGGAAGCCAGAGAACUUUGGGCAAAUACGUCUCACUGCAUCCCGUGCUUGCUAUUGAAAGGAUUCCCUGGAGAACGAAAUGUGGGAGCUGUUUUCUGACAGGCCCACAGACAUUUAGGGCAGAAAUCAAUUGUGCGGUGCACAAUCAACGUGAGAACCUUGGUACAUUUUCAGAAAGAAUAUUUCUGUUAUUCUGGCGGGUGGUGACAAUGCGUCACUAACCGGGCCGAGGAUGGAGUUAAAAUGACGGUAAACCGUAGUGCCUUUCGGCGCUGUGGCUCAGGUGAUCGCUGUGAUCAUUCCAUCCUUGUUCUGGACAGAAGAUCUGGUGGGGACCAGGGAGGUUCUGACACCAGAGUACGAGGAUUGUGCCCCCAAAUGAACACGCGUCUGGUCUGUCACGGUGCACGUUGCUUAAUUGUGUGUUUUUUUUAGUUAAGCAACAUUUGGUGUUAAAGUGCAGGAAAACAACCAAAUGUAAAAUCGUGGUGUGUUUUGUCAGCCCACGGUGAGGAGCGAGUUGAUGGAAGGAUGAAGUGUUCAUCAGAUGAACACAGAGGACGUUCUGAAGUAGCGAGCAGGAGGUGCGCGAGGUGCCGUUGCAGUGGGAGCCACAGCAGCUGCUGCACUUGGUUUAAGUGGUUAAUAAGUUUUUUGUGUGUUUCUUUGAAAACUGAAGGACCCUUUUAUUUCUUGUGUAAGACUUCGAAGGUUAAAGCUGCUCUUCCACUCGUGUGGCAGGUACUUGUGCAGUCAUAGUGUAAAUCAAAUGCCUCAUUAAAAGCAAUAGUAAGAAUUCUCGCCAUGGUGGUUCAACUGAGAAGAAAUGUGAGGGAGAAGGAGGUAACGGGACCAAGUAUUGAUUUCAGCAGCGUGUUCUUCAUGUGUGUAGGCAACGCUGCAAGAGCUGGGGGCACUAAGAGGACAGAAGCACUGAGGAGUCUGCUGACUUUCAAAAUACCUGGGAGCAGGACGAAGGAGACAGGAGGAGGGAGUGUGUGCAGACCCGGAGGCCGCGGCGUCGCUGUCGGGGCGGACGGGCGCCAUGGAGCAGUACACAGCCAACAGCAACAGUUCCACCGAGCAGAUCGUCGUCCAGGCCGGCCAGAUCCAGCAGCAGCAGGGGGGUGUCACCGCUGUCCAGCUGCAGACUGAGGCCCAGGUGGCAUCUGCCUCAGGCCAGCAAGUCCAGACCCUCCAGGUAGUGCAGGGCCAGCCGCUCAUGGUGCAGGUGAGCGGGGGGCAGCUCAUCACGUCCACGGGCCAGCCCAUCAUGGUGCAGGCCGUGCCGGGCGGCCAGGGCCAGACCAUCAUGCAGGUCCCGGUGUCCGGAACGCAGGGGCUGCAGCAGAUUCAGUUGGUCCAGCCAGGUCAGAUUCAGAUUCAAGGUGGGCAGGCUGUGCAGGUACAGGGCCAGCAGGGCCAGACCCAGCAGAUCAUUAUACAGCAGCCCCAGACUGCAGUUACUGCUGGCCAGACACAGACCCAGCAGCAAAUAGCCGUUCAAGGGCAGCAGGUAGCGCAGGCGGCGGAAGGGCAGACCAUAGUGUACCAGCCUGUGAACGCUGACGGCACCAUCCUGCAGCAAGUCACAGUCCCUGUUACAGGCAUGAUCACCAUUCCCGCAGCCAGUCUGGCUGGAGCGCAAAUUGUCCAGACGGGAGCCAACACCAACACGACCAGCAGCGGACAGGGCACUGUCACGGUGACGCUGCCGGUCGCCGGAAAUGUUGUCAAUUCAGGCGGAAUGGUUAUGAUGGUCCCUGGCGCCGGGUCGGUCCCGGCCAUCCAGAGGAUCCCGCUGCCCGGAGCCGAGAUGCUGGAGGAGGAGCCGCUCUAUGUCAACGCCAAGCAGUACCACCGCAUCCUCAAGAGGAGGCAGGCGCGGGCCAAGCUGGAAGCUGAGGGGAAGAUUCCCAAGGAAAGAAGGAAAUACCUGCACGAGUCCCGGCACCGCCACGCCAUGGCCAGGAAGCGGGGAGAAGGCGGGCGCUUCUUCUCGCCCAAGGAGAAGGACAGUCCUCACAUGCAGGAUCCAACUCAGGCCAAUGAAGAAGCAAUGACACAGAUGAUCAGAGUCUCCUAACCGCUGCUAAAGAAAACAAACAACUGAGUACAACUCCCGGCCCUUCUGCAAGUCUGUCCUGCCUUUCCGGUGUUCCAAGCGAGUCUUUCAGUGGGACAAUCGCCAUAUCAGCCUGCCCUUUUCUACAGAACAAGCACCACGUUUUCAGUGCGUGGUCCAUAUUUUAACUGCAGUUGACUCAACAAAUCGAAACUUAAGGACUUUCUUUGUACACUCUUCUGAUCCAGCGCAGGGAUUUCAGAGUCUGGCUGCUCGUGCGUUUUGUCGUUUGUUUGAUUGAUUUUAAACAUCCCUUGCAUUAAGAUUGGCCACGGGAGAGAGUGGCCACUGGCCCGGUGAUCAGCAGUAACUGGCAUGCUGGAGCGGGGCAGCACAGGCCCUGGGAGCCCUGUCCCUUCUGUCACAGACACCUCUGGUUCACAGCAGCCAGCCUGGCGCGCCUGCUCCGCCGUGCUUGCUUUUCCCAGCAGGGACUUCGGACACCAGCGGAGCUGAAGGGGGCUGGUUUAGGUGCCAUUAACAUAUGCAAACAGCAAGUUCCUCCCUGGGAGAAGUUCAGCAAUGCAGUGGCAACGAUAGACAGAUUUCAAGAUGAUUGCAGGACUUGAUAUAUUGUGCAUCCGUUCCAAGAAGUAAGAGUGGGGAGGGUGACAUGGGGUAGGGAUGUAAUUAGUAAAAGCAACCUCUUGGUAUUUUUUGGUAUGUUUAUUGCCAGUAGUUGGUGCUUUGGAAGAAAAGUGGAUGGUAGUAUAAAAAGGAUUAAAAUUUCUAAUUGAGUCUCUUCCAAAGGCUUUAUUUUUUUCAGUCUUCCUUCUAACCUGCCAGUCCAGAGCGCGGUUCCUCCAAAAGGCAAAAUCCGCAGUCUCGGAGUGAGAGCGCUUGACCAUCUUUGUGAUGGUGUUUCCUGACGUCUGUUCUACAUCAGUUCCACGAGCAAGGCGUAGAAGGCUGGGAGGAUCCCGAAAGAGAGAGCCUUGAGAAUCCUACCUACUUUGGAUACAACAGAGAAGUACUAGACUGAAGAGUAUGAGAAGAUGGGAAGGAAUACAAGAGGGAGCAGAAACGUGAAGCGUUGGACGCCGCGUUGGCAGCAGGCGAUGGUGAGGUGACGGGUGACGGUGUUCAUUCAGCUCAGCCGGCCGGGGAGGUGCAAAGACAUGCGGGUGUGACGUCUGUAGCUGGGCAGCUGGGUUCUCUAAAUGGAGCUCAGUUCAUUUUCUUCCUGAAUUUUUAGUUCCCCGUUCUCCCGAAGCCGAGGAAGGAGCCGCAGGACACGCGGUGCCGCCUGCAGCCCCGGGAGGAGGGGGCCUAGUUCUUCAUGUUCAAACCUUCUCACCUGCGAUUUUGUCUUACAUAGUAAUACAAUGUUCUGCUCACAGAUCUAACAUUAGGAUUUUUCUCUGAUUCAAAAGGCACUUAUUUACCUCUGUAGGUGGCAUCUUCUGCGCCUUUGGUUGCUUCCACCUUAAAGUCCCUGGCCGAUGAAAGGAUGGUGCUUAAUUUCUUCAGUUGGCCCCGUGAAAUCCUCACCCAGCAUUUCUUCCACCCAUUUCAGGAAACACGUAGCUCUCUUUCAGUGACAGUGUCACAAAAAAUUUGCUUUUGUUGAAUUUGCAGCAUUACUGUAAAUAUUUUUUUAGGUCAUCUGUACGUUUUGUCAGUGCCGAGUAAUAUUUCUGUGCUGAGUAAGCGCCUCUGUAGCGUUUCUGCUCGUCAGCUGCUGGCUGAUGUCUGGAGAAAGCCCUCUGAGGGCUGCAGUGAGGGAGGAGAGAUGGUUGCUCUGACAUAGGUUUGGUUUUUUUAAUGAGUAAUUACUUCUUUUCUUAAAGAACUUGUAAACUUCUUUAAAACAGUUAGAACUUUUUUCCCAAUAAGCCCUUCACCUAUAGGUUCUCUGAUCCAUGGCUGUAGAAUGUGUAUGAAGACCUAUGGAUUUGUGUUACAUAGAAAGUCUUAUUGUUAAUACUUUAAGUAGUGAUGUGAAAGCCUGAGUGCUACUGUCAUCUUUUCAUUUGCUUUGGGUUAUGUGUAUUCACUUCUAAAAGCAGCAUUUGCUUGGUGAGAUUGAGUUGGUGGUCAACCACGUUACCAAAACAGUCUGCGCUCUUUUCCUGGGUGAACUUGUUAAAUCGGAGAUGUCCUCAAGUGAGAAUUCUUUGUGGAUUGGCUACACUUGAGCAAAACCCCCUUCGAGAGCACAGAUCCGCGUGCACGAGGGUGGGAGGCUCGGGGAGGAGAGCGCAGAUCGGCGCCGGGAGCGGCCGACCAUCAAACCCCGGAUUGCUCUGGAAGAACAGCAGGUGGACGACGCUCAAGUGACCCGGGGCUGCCGGGCCUCGCACGUCCAAAGCGCCAGAAAACCUCUGCGACCGCGCGCGGGAGGGAACCGAGAUUAACGUAACGUAAGGCAAAGUCUGUAUAUAGUUUAAAGUUUAUAAUUUUUUUUUUUUUUAUAUAUAAUGCAUUUUUUCAAGUGUAUUUUGGUCUUUAAUAGAUGCAAUUGUAAGUACUGUGUACACUAUCCAGCUAAUAAAAAUUUAUAAACCGAGCACAAAA